AUGGCCCUUUCCGUACGUGCGACACAAGCGGCGACAGGGGCAACACGGAGAGUUACCAAACUCAGGGCCUUGAUAACGUCAAUUAUCUGUGAACAGAGGCUGUCCGAGGUGCCGGAAUGUCGCCCCUUUAUUCGAGCAACUGAAUUCGCCCCGCUGAACGGCGGAGGGCGCCAGUCUUCGCUGAAGAAGCCCUGGCUUUCCCCGUCGGCCUCCUCCGUGAGAUCGGAAGUUCCGCUGCCUGCUGGGGCACACCUUCAGGCACCUCCCCUAGAGGCAGAUCGCUCUCAUGAUCAGUCCGACGACACCUUCACUUCCUCUGCAGCGCAUGCACUGAGAUGCGUGGCGCAGGCCUCCUGCGACCGUCGCGCCCAUCUUUCUCGACGGAGCGUCGUGGGCCGAACGCUGGCGUGUCUUGCGGCUGCAGGAAUGGCAGACGAUGCGCGGUCCUUGCUAGAUGCAUGCAAUGGAAGAAGGCGGACUAUCCGCGUGGAGCUAAAGACCAGCGAUGCUGGUUCUGGGGUGCAUGUCGACGGCGCUCGCCCACAUAGCCGGAGCUCUGAAGGACCCGCCGCCGCUGCGCUUGCGCCGUUGGCGUGCAAGGCAUCAGGAAACUCUGGGACCGUAGAUAUGCUCAUCGAUGAAUGUCCACUUUAUGCGUUUUCCGAUCUGGUGGGCGCGCUGAUAGGCUUGGAACUGAUAGACGCGAACGCGCUGGAGGCGCUGAAGAGACGCAUUCAAAGGGAUGAGCGCUGUUUCACAGCGCGGACGUUGACGUAUCUGUCUCUGUCUGCAAAGGAGCUGCCCUCCCCCUUGGUUGCCGAGUACCAUGAGACCUUGUGCGCGGCAGUCUCGAGCUGCAUAUCGAGGCGGCCACAGGAGUUCGUCCCUCGGCUCAUUGCUAGGCUCGCGAAUGCUUACUCCCGCCACAGUUCGCGUCCGCACAUCCAGCAGAUUCUGGAACGGCUGCAGAAAGUGAUGCUGGAUACGCUUGAUGACUUCGAUGCCCCUGAUCUCGUGCUUGCCAUGUGCGAAUUCGGGAAAGUGGACGCGAUCAACGGACCCGCGCUGUUUUCAGCCGCGCUGCCACGCUUGCGCUUCCUUGUCCCGUCCUUCACCCCCGUAGACAUGGUCAUGCUGUUAGCGACGCUCGAAGGUGUCUGCAUGAAGACGUCGCCUGACGCCCUCCCUGCAUGGCCGUCCACUGGCCCUAUACGGGAGCUUGCCGGCGCUGUGUUGGGUCGGAUUUGCGAGGAGGGCCCCGCUUGCUUGCGGCAAGAUGGCAGGUCAGUGUGCCGGCUGCUGGACAUCGUUUCCCGCAUGCCUCGAGAACAGGUGGAGGGCGCGGUGUUUGACGCCGUCUGUGCAUAUGUUUGGACAGUGGAAAAGACCCUGGUUGAGAGGCAGUUGAUUGAGAUUAUGAAUGCGUGCACGCGUGUUCAGCGGACGCCGCCUGAUAGUCUCGUCGUGACCGUGUUCUCAGCCGCCAGGCGGUUGAUUUUUACGUGUGACCCAAAAUACGUGGCGCUGUUUUGGAACGCGCUACCUGCCUUUCUUCGUGUUGCAUUUCUCGAGUACUCCACAGAUGACGCACGCGUUGUUCGGCUUUCCCCUGGAGUUGACGAGACAACAGUGGGUACCGUGAGGCGAAGGAAACCGAUACGAGAGACGCUGCUUUCUCUUUCAGACUUAAAAAGCCACGCCGCUCCCUCUGCAUCCGCUGUUUCGUCUGCCGCUCAAGCCGAGCUCCCCUCGGCUUGCAUCCAGCGGGCUCCUCACGGGGAUGAGCAGGCGGAAGGCUACUACCGUGGAAGCGGCAAGGCGGACUCUCGGAGCGGUACACCUCACCAAGGUGAAGCGGAAGCACCGCUGCACAGCCGAAAUGCGUCGACACCAGAGGACGCACCCGCGCUGGCCACGCGUGUCAUUUCGGAGCUCUGCGCUCACGUGGCAGGGGCAGGAAAGGCUUGCAGAUCACAGCAGCCGCUGGCGACGGUCGGCGAAGUUUCCAGCGGUUCCUGGCCUGCGCUGCAGCCGCGGGACGUCGCGAUGAUACUGAAUGCAAUGAGCAGAAUGGAGCUUCUACAUCUGCAUUCCCUUCAAGCGUAA
Besnoitia besnoiti is the source of this 2106-nucleotide messenger RNA. RefSeq lists its product as uncharacterized. The coding region runs from base 1 to 2106 and encodes 701 amino acids. NCBI's taxonomy places the organism in Eukaryota, Apicomplexa, Conoidasida, Eucoccidiorida, Sarcocystidae. The record is from RefSeq and is a predicted model, not a curated record. The transcript is spliced from 2 exons.